This is a messenger RNA of Telopea speciosissima, 2168 nucleotides long. RefSeq names its product ABC transporter B family member 29, chloroplastic. The record is from RefSeq and is a predicted model, not a curated record. Lineage: Eukaryota; Viridiplantae; Streptophyta; Magnoliopsida; Proteales; Proteaceae. Gene Ontology annotation, biological process: transmembrane transport. Bases 31 to 1986 code for a protein of 651 amino acids. Gene Ontology annotation, cellular component: membrane. Gene Ontology annotation, molecular function: ATP binding; ATP hydrolysis activity; ABC-type transporter activity. The transcript is spliced from 10 exons.
GAAAAGGUCGGUGAAGUCUCUUGUAGAAAAAUGGCGGUUAUAAGAGUAGCAUCUCCAACUUCGAAUAUCUCUUUCGUUUCCCACAAAUUCAAUUUCACAGUAGAGCCCAUAGGCUUCAAUCUUCAAACGAAAUUAUUCUUGAAAACAUCUUUGAAGACUUGUAGUUCCAUCACUUCGCAUUCCUUUUCGCCCUUCACCCCUUUGAAUUCACUCAAGCGUAAAGAGAAGCCUCGACGUGAUACUUCGCGUGUAUUUCUACCGUCCUUGGAUCCCAUAAAACCAUAUAUUCAGUCGGAAUGGAGAUCAAUUCUCAUGGGAUGGACUUGCAGCUUCGUUUCCGUCUUUUGUCUUUCGAAGAUUGUUCCCAAGGUCGGAAAAUUAUCUGCUGUUGUGAGCAAUAUUGAUGCGGAUCGACUAAUAGAGGAGGGCUUGGUGUUUGGGGUCUUGGUUUUGGUUCGGGUGGUAGCUAAUUACUGGCAGCAAGCUCUCUUGUGGGAUGCAGCGUUGAAUUCGGUGUAUAAGAUAAGAGUUUAUGUUUUUAAGAGGAUUCUCCAGAGAAAUUUGGGCUUUUUCGAAGGUGGUGGUGGGGUUUCGGCCGGUGAUACUGCGUAUAGGAUCACUGCGGAGGCUUCGGACGUUUCUGACACACUGUAUGCUCUCCUGAAUACUGUCAUACCCAGUAUUCUGCAAUUAUCAGCGAUGGCAACCCAAAUGUUGGUCAUCAGCCCUGUUCUUUCAUUAAUUUCAGUCUUGGUCAUUCCAUCUAUGUCUCUUCUUAUUGCAUAUCUUGGUGAAAAGCUUCGUAAGAUAUCUAAAAAAGCAAAUCUUACUGUAGCUGCUCUCUCUGCCUACCUGAAUGAGGUUCUCCCCUCAAUUCUUUUUGUUAAGGCAAACAAUGCAGAACUCUGUGAAGGUACACGGUUUCAAAGGCUUGCUCAUGCUGACCUAUUUGAACGUUUGAAAAAGAAGAAAAUGAAGGCACUUAUUCCUCAAAUUGUGCAAGUUAUAUAUGUUGGAGCAUUACUGAUAUUUUGUGGUGGUUCUAUAAUGGUUUCAAGGAGUUCCUUUGAUGGUUCUGGCCUGAUUUCGUUUGUAACAUCAUUGAUUCUGUUGAUUGAGCCUAUCCAGGACAUUGGAAAAGCAUACAAUGAGUUGAAACAGGGAGAGCCAGCUAUAGAACGCUUAUUUGAUUUGACCAGAUUCAACGCUGAGGUAAUUGAGAAACCGGAUGCAGUAGGUUUAGCCUCUGUUAGAGGAGAUGUGAAAUUUUCUAAUAUUUCAUUCAAGUAUGGAGACAAUAUGCCUCUUAUCUUAAAUGGAUUAAAUCUCCAUAUCAACCCUGGAGAAACGGUUGCUAUUGUUGGUCCUUCUGGAGGAGGAAAGACUACCCUGUCAAAACUUCUUCUUCGCCUUUAUGAUCCUCUAUGCGGGAGCAUACUAAUUGAUAACCUCGACAUCCAGGACAUUCAGUUGGAAAAUCUUAGGCAGAAUGUUGGGCUAGUUUCUCAAGAUAUAACCCUUUUUUCGGGAACAGUUGCAGAAAAUAUUGGGUACAGGGAUUUGAUGAGGCAAAUUGACAUGGAGAGGGUUGAGCAUGCUGCAAUGGCUGCAAAUGCUGAUGAGUUCAUUAAUACUCUUUCAGAAGGAUAUGAAACCAAUGUUGGUCCAAGGGGCUCAAUUUUAAGUGGCGGCCAGAAGCAGAGAAUAGCUAUUGCAAGGACACUCUAUCAAAAUCCAUCCAUACUGAUUUUGGAUGAAGCAACUUCGGCUUUAGAUAGCGGGUCUGAGAUAUUGGUGAGAAAAGCUGUGGAACGUUUGAUGGGAAAUCAUACUGUGUUGGUGAUUGCCCAUAGACUGGAAACAGUUUUAAUGGCCAAUCGAAUAUUCCUAUUGGACAAGGGGAAGCUGGAGGAGGUAAGUCGCUCAUUUCUCCUAAGUAAGGACAAUCACUGUGGAUCACUGGUGUCAAACGGGCUCGUGAUAUGAUUGUUGAAGAAAAAACAACCAUGGAACUGUCAUGAGAAUCAAUUGUAAAGCUACUUCCCAUUCUCUUUCAUGGAUUUUCUAUUUAAAAUUUACUUCUGCUUAUCAAAUUUGUCAAUGCGACAUAUUAUCUGUUCUGACCAAGUAUCACCGCUAUUGUUUUGUUAAAUUUGGUUACCUAAACA